GGAUGUGAAAGUCCCGACCCUCUGUUGGACAGUGCUAAUUGGCUCUGUGCUGAUCACAUGUACUCUCCCAGGAAACGAAAAAAAAAAACAUCUCUAGCAAUACACACCAAACUGAGCAUGUGCAGCUUGACCCCAUGGCUCUGUUCUAUCAGCAGAUGGAUUGGGGACAGUAAAAGAAGGAAAGGAUCAGAGAAGACAGGAUCAAAUAUCCUUUUUACACAAUGCAGAGCAUUAACCCCUUAGGUUCCACAGUGAGUAUAACAAGCAUGCUUUACUGCAUAUAUAAACUGAUUUUACUGUUGUGGGUUUAGUAAACUU
This is a messenger RNA of Staurois parvus, 318 nucleotides long. Lineage: Eukaryota; Metazoa; Chordata; Amphibia; Anura; Ranidae. The record is from the annotation of a GenBank genome assembly.